AUGGAGCCUUCUAAAAUUACAUAGGAGCGCAAGAAAAUAUAUUUUUCCGACGUAUGCGCUCCGUUUUAAUAUAAUUUAAUAUACAAAAGUCUCGAUAAAAGUGUUCGACGCGUGUGCUAAUUGAAAUAAUCGUUUUAAACGCGACAUAAGAAGUUAAAACUGUGUGAUUUCGUUACUUAGUUACCGGAGAUUUUUUUUCAUAUUUUGAAAAGCCCAAAAAACAACAAACCAAAGUGUAUUAAAAGAAAACAUGCAAAGAAAACGUCCGCCGUCCAGAAUCAAAGUUAGACUAGAAUAAGAUAAAGUAACGUUAAGGAUAUGUGUAAAACACAGUAGAAGAUAGCUCGGAAUCCGCCAAAAUGCCCGUCGUAUCACCAUCUAGGUACAGCACCACAUCGUCAAGCCUCUCCGGCUCAUACAGGUCGACCCUGACCUCGUCUACAGUGGAAAAACCCUACUACAGAUCCACAAGCGAAAACUAUGGCACCAUACGCAGUUACGAAAAGUCAGAAUACAGAUCCAGAUUCUCUGACCUUGAUGGGAAUCGCGAGAGGAAGACCAUCGUCGAGCGCUCAAGGACGUCCAGAGCGCCGAGUAUCGCUGACUCUGACAGCGGUAUCUCUAGCAGGUACCGUUCAGAGAGAAGCGAAUCCCGGUCGAGGGAUAUUUCGACGACCAGAAGCGAAAGUAGUAAGACUUCGAGCGAUACAAUUGGGCGAAGAAGGCCUGUGAUCCCUUCAGCUGAUCUGGCGAUGUCUCACGCGGAUUGGUACAACAAAUAUUCGCCUGCAAACUACAUACCGUUGACGCAAAGGAUUCAACAACAACAACAACUAAAUCAGAACUUUGGAGAGAUUUCGAGGUCGAAGUCUAUAUCCAACGACAUCGGAAGGCCUCCCGUGUCUGACCCGACGCGCUUGGCCAGAAAAGCGAGGAACUCGGCAGCAACGAUUUCGGAGAGACCGGAACGAAGAUCGUAUAAGGAAAGCUCGCCAGUUUACAAGAGGGGGAUGCUAAACGGUGUCAAAGACACCAACGGCAACGAAGUACCCUCCGUCUCGGAGAUCAGAAAGAGGUUCGACCCGAAAAUGACCGUAACGAAACUACCCGCGAACGACUCGCGGUACACCGAACAGUAUCUAAACCAGCUCAAGGAUUGCGAGAACGGGACUGUAGGCUAUACGAAGGUAGUCCCCAAAGACGAAAAACCGGUACCCGUUCAUCUGCCGUACGAAAAGAACGGCUUGCGCUGGGAGAUAGGGUCGUCCAGCUCCCGGUCUAACUCUAACUCAGACCUGUCACUCAGUAAGACUAUAUCCGAGCCAGUGUGUUUAGCAAAACCUAUACAUGAUAGAAAUAGUUCCAUGUCCACCUCUCUCACCUCAAAACUGCCUUCCGACCGUCUAGCCAGCAUUAAAAGCCAGCUAGACCCAAACAAUCCAAUAGGAAAGAUUCUAGAAAAGUCGACAGUCAUUCACGUAGAAAAUGGCGAUUUGGAUUAUAAGAAAAAUAAUUCAGAUGGAAGUAAAAUUAAAGAUAUAAAGAGCGAUAUAGAGAAACAAACGAAAACACCCAAACACACGUCUAACUUCGCUUCGUACAUUCAGAUCUCGCAGCCCGUGGCGUCCGGAACGACGCCGAAAAAACAGAUAGACUUAAACCAUACAGUUACUGAGGAGUCACCUAAGAAUGAUGUGAAAGCAGAGCCAAGGAAACGAGCUAGUUUAAAGUACAUAGACUCUGAAGAUGAUAGAAUACUACUCGACAAUGAUAUCGAGUCUCCUAGCGGUACCGGUUUCGAGAACAAAACUUUUGAACAUGAGAAUUAUUUGAAGAAGAGAACGGAAAAGAAUGAAGAGGGAAAAGAGAAUUUGGAGGAGAUCAAGUCUAUGGAGACAAGUACUGAGAGUACUAUAAGUGAACCGACUGAUGAUAAUAACAUGAGCCCUGACACUCCGUCUUCCCGGAGAAGAGUUUUGGACACAAAGGAUUACGAUGAUAUUAAAGCGGAGUUGGCCGGUGGUAAGAGUGGGCCCAGUGGGUUGCGCAGGAGCAGCGAGAGAUCCGAGUCCGUUUCUGAAGGACGUACGGACAAACAGCCUAGUCAUACCAGUGGUUUGAACGGUCUCCGCAAUAUAGGCAACACAUGUUUCAUGAACAGCGUGCUCCAAUGCUUAUCAAACACGAAGCCACUGCUCGAGUACCUCUCCGAUGAUAAAUACACUGACGACAUCAACACCACGCUGUCUUGCAUGAAGGGGGCUCUUAUUAAAGCAUUCGGUAUAGUGAUAAAAGAGUUAUGGCGCAGCGGUGAGAAGGAUGCGGUGGUGAACACGACGGCGCUCAAGUCGCAGGUGCAGAGGUUCGCGCCCCGUUUCAUGGGAUACAGCCAACAGGAUGCACAGGAGUUCCUCCGCUACCUGCUCGAAGGGUUACACGAAGACGUGAACCGAGUGACCGUCAAACCGAAACCCAUCCUCACAGAGAUCGAUGACAACCUUAGUGACACAGCGAAGGCGGCGGAGGCGUGGAGUCGCUACCUGCGCAUGGAGGACAGUCGCGUCGGCGACAUCUUCGUCGGACAGCUCAAGUCCACGCUGCGAUGCACGCACUGCCACCACGACAGCGUCACCUUCGACCCCUUCUGGGAUCUCAGUCUGCCGAUCCCGUCCCGCACGGGCAACCUGAAGCUGCAGCAGUGCCUGUCCCACUUCACGCGCGAGGAGGAACUCGACGGCGAUGAAAAACCGACAUGUUCGAAGUGUGGUGUGCGCAGAAAGUGUCUGAAGUGGUUCACGGUACAGAAGUUCCCGCAGGUUUUGGUACUUCAUCUCAAGAGGUUCUCCCCGACGGAGCGUUUCCGCGGCAAGCUGAACGUGUUGGUGGAGUUUCCUCUGAGCAACCUGGACAUGUCUCCGUACGCCGCCACGCGAGGCCCCGCGCCCGUCUAUAAUCUUUACGCUGUCAGCAACCACUCCGGUACGACAUACUCGGGUCACUACACGGCGUACUGUAAGCACCCCUACACUGGGGAAUGGCACGAGUAUAAUGACUCGCGGGUGUCACCAAUAAACAGUCGCAAUGUGGUGUCUUCAGAGGCGUACGUCUUGUUCUACGAGUUGGCGCGACACACGUAGCACCCCUUGCCACCUAACCCCCCUUACCCCCCACACGUCACCCCACUACUCAGACACCGCCUGCAUCACACUCCGGCCGGUAUGACCCAAAAAUAUUGAAAUAUCUUGACUAUGAAUUUGAUGAAGCGAUUUUAAGACCAUUCUUUGGAACGUUUCUAAUUUUAUUUGGUAUGUAACUGCGAUCCCCCAAGUUGGUAUGGCAAG
Molecule: messenger RNA, 3341 nt
Organism: Spodoptera exigua (beet armyworm)
Lineage: Eukaryota; Metazoa; Arthropoda; Insecta; Lepidoptera; Noctuidae
Source: the annotation of a GenBank genome assembly